GGCUGGUUUCCCACACGCACGUCACAAUUCUGUGCAAGAUGGCGGAGAAAGCAGAAACAUCGGGCCAGCGAGAAAAGGAGAAUGAGAGCAAGAAAAGUGGUCCGCCUCCGGUAGCAAAGGCCUAUCUGUUGCUCUACAACGGCCUACUGACUGCGGGGUGGUUCGUGGUAUUGUAUCGAACCGUCCUCUAUUCCAUUGACCACGCCCCCUCCUGGAGGAGUGAUGGAAUUCCGACAUCAGUGCCUGGUCUCUAUGACGACCUGAGGCUCCCACUGCGAGUUUUCCAGACUGCAGCUUGUCUGGAGGUUGUUCAUGUUGCCGUGGGGAUAGUGAGGUCUGCUCUGUUCACCACAUUCAUUCAGGUGUUCUCACGGAUCUUCAUGUUGUGGGGUAUAGUGGAAGGCGUGGCAGGAACAGCAUACAGUCCAGGGCUACUGCUAGUUGCAAUUGCCUGGAGCGCCACUGAAGUCAUUCGAUACUCAUUUUACUUCUUUGCUCUCAUCGAUGCUAUACCCUACCCCAUAAAAUGGCUCAGGUUAUCAUCUUUACUCCUGUGCUUGCAUUUGUUGCGAAUCGCGGAACCCUUCUCUAUUAAGGACACCAGCCUUUUCUUUACACAAGAACAGUUCUUGCAUGCAAUUCACUCAGUAAUAUGUCUUCUGUCCCAUUGGUGUCGUGAUUAAAGGGGUUCCACUGUAUAUCUUUAACAGGUACACAACAUUCUACAUCCUGUAUCCAACAGGAGUCACGGUAAGUCAUGUGACAGUCACAUGACCUCACGAGACUCCGCCCACUGCAGGGAGAGCUAAUGCUGUCGUUUGCCGCCCUGCCAGUUCUGAAAGCCAGUCACCAGUGGAGCACCUCACUCCCCAAUCCUUACAACCUGUCCUUCAGUUUCUACUACUUUCUCAUGUUCUUCAUGGCCCUUUACAUCCCUUUGUUUCCACAGUUGUAUGGACACAUGAUCAGUCAACGUAAGAAGGUCAUUGGCGGUGGUGCAAAAUCUAAACAAGAAUGAACACCAAUUCUUAUAAAAAGAGUA
Molecule: messenger RNA, 1042 nt
Organism: Geodia barretti
Lineage: Eukaryota; Metazoa; Porifera; Demospongiae; Tetractinellida; Geodiidae
Source: the annotation of a GenBank genome assembly